AUGAGAAAACUGCUGUCGCUUGAAGACGAAUUAAAGUCCGCCGCUCGAGAGGUGUUCCUAGCAGAGCAGAAGUCAGAAGAAAAAGAAGACUCGAUUAGCACCGAUGAGGUUCCGCAUGAGGAAAGCGAUGAGACAGACGUCGAGGACGACUCGUGGACGGAGAGUCGUACUAAACGGGAGAAGAAGAAAAACACGAAACGCAAGAAAACCCCCGUUUCAUCAAAAUCGUCGAAGAAGAAAAAACAGAGGAUGUCGCUCGCCCAGAAGGUACUGUUAGUAGCAGUUGAAGGCCAAAUUGGGGCGGGAAAAACAACCUUGCUGUCGAGUCUUGAUCAGCUCUACAAACAACAUCCGAAUCCUCUAUUUUCGUUUUCUUAUAUCCAAGAAGGACUAGACAAAUUUACGACCUUUGGUCAACACAAUCCGCUCGCGCUGGCCUAUGCUAAUCCAAAAGAGAACGUUGCCCUAGCCCAGAAUCUCAAUAUUAAGAAACUGAAAGAGCUUCUGACCAAAGAACCAGUCAAACAUAAAUUGAAUGAGGAAAAUAAGGAAGGAUUAAAAAUUAAUCUAGUCCUCACCAUUCUUAUGAAGAGGAAGAAUGAAUUAAAAGAAUUUCAACUGCGUUCUAGGCACACACUUUAUGUGAGUCAAGAACUAGAUUAUUCCAAGAUGAUUGAAGACUUUCUCAAUGAAUUGGAAAACCUAGUGAACAAAGGUUCAGGUUGGAAAUUUCUAGAAGUCAUCAAGAUGGAACUACAUACCAUCAAUUACACACAUCUGUCAGGAUCAAGCUAUAUUCCAUUACCAUCACAUAUUCAAAAGAAACGAGCAGUCAUCAAUGUCCAAAAUGAUGAUCAAAAAUGCUUCAGAUAUUCAGUAGAAGCAGCAUUAUUAAACUUAGAGAAAAACACAAAACGUGUUUCAAAUUACAAUAAACCUGACUUUGACCACAUGUUCAAAGACCUAGACUAUCCUGUCAAAAUCAAGGAUAUGGAUACAUUUGAAAAGAAUAACCCUGAUUUAGCAGUCAAUGUCUUUACAUUUAUUUCAAAGCAGAAAGAGAAGGGUCUUAUCUACCCCAUUUCACCAGUCAGACUCUCUGAGAGAAAUAUAGAAAAUCCAAUCAAUCUUCUGUACUAUAAAGAUGAGAACGAUAUUCCAGAUAAUGAAAAAAUAGAAGAUGUGAAAGAUAAUGCUAACUACCACUAUGCGUGGAUUAGAAAUUUUUCAAGACUUAUAUCUGCCUCACAUUCUAAGCAUGAUGGACAGGUGAAAAUAUGCUUCAGAUGCAUGAAAGUGAUAUCAGCAUCAAAUAGUAACCUUCUCAAUGAAAGAUACAAUCAACACAGUGAGAAUUGUAAAACGUUUGAAUGUGUCAGAGUGAGUAUGCCUAAGGAGCAUGAAAAGAUCAUGGAAUUUAAACAGAAAAAAUUUGAGCAAAAGUAUCCUGUGAUGAUCGUCGCAGACUUUGAAUCAUCGCUAAAAACAAUCAAUCAACAUCUCGGUGAAAAAACUGUUCAAAUUCAAGAACAUAUUCCUAAUUCAUUCAGUUUCUACAUAUGUUAUGACACACAUCAAAUUCAGGAUGACAAUCUAUUCGUGACACAUAGUGUCCACCAUUCUGAUGAAGAUAUCGGAGAAAGAUUCUGUGAAGAGAUUGAAAAAGCUGUGUAUGACAUUUAUGACAAGCAUUUCACCAACCCUAAAGCUAUGUUAGCUUUAACCAAAGAAGAAAAGGUGAAGCACAAGACAGCUAAAACAUGUUAUGUCUGUCACAAGGUGUUCACAGAAAAAAAUCAUAAAGUUCGUGAUCACAAUCAUUUCACAGGCAAAUACAGAGGGCCAGCUUGUAAUAAGUGUAACCUUCAAUUACAAGCUCCAAACUUCAUACCAGUAUACUUUCAUAAUCUUUCAGGUUAUGAUGCACAUUUAUUCGUGAAAAAUCUGAAAGGACGAUUGACUGUCAUUGCGAAAAAUUCUGAAAAUUAUAUAUCAUUUUCCAAGGAAUUACACAUCGAUGAGCAUAAAACACUGUCCAUCCGAUUUCUUGAUUCUUACAGGCUUAUGCAGUCUUCGCUAGCAAACCUAGCUAAGAAUCUUCCUAAUGCUGAAAAGAAACAUCUUUCACACUAUUUCAAAGAAGAACAAUUCAAUCUCGUCACGCAAAAAGGCAUCUAUCCUUAUGAAUGGGUAGAUUCAUACCAUAAAUUUGAAGAAACAGCAUUACCUCCUAUCCAAGCCUUUAGCUCAGCCCUCAACGCGACACACAUUUCGCAAGAAGACUAUAAUCAUGCUCAACAUGUGUGGAAAACAUUUGAUUGUAAAACCUUUAGAGAUUAUCACAAUUUAUACCUCAAAACAGAUGUUCUACUUUUAGCAGACAUUUUAGAAAAUUUCAGACAGACAUGCAUGACCAUCUAUAAUAUAGACCCAGUGUGGACUUACUCAGCCUCAGGUCUAUCUUGGCAAGCGAUGCUGAAAAAAACAGAUGUUAAUAUUGAAUUGUUAACAGAUGCUGACAUGCACCUUUUCUUUGAAUCUGGCAUUAGAGGAGGCAUCUGUCAAGCAAGUCACAGAUAUGCAAAAGCGAAUAAUCCUGAUGUGACAGAUUUUGAUCAAGAAAAGCCUAUCAGUUAUAUCGCUGAUCUUGAUGCGAAUAAUUUAUAUGGCAUAGCCAUGAGUGAAAAAUUACCACAAAUCUAUCAUAAUGAAACACCUGAUCUUGACAAGGAUAUGAAAGAAGAUGCACAUUUAUACGACUUUUCCAAUUAUCCAAAGGAUCAUCCCAUGUUUGAUGAAACGAAUAAAAAAGUCCUUGGAAAAAUGAAGGAUGAAGAAGCUGGUCACAGAAUCACUGAGUUCAUCGCUUUGAGGUCUAAGUUGUAUGCCUAUACAACUGACAAAGAUGAAGAAGUGAAAAAAUGUAAAGGUGUGAAGAAGAGUGUCGUGAAAAAUGAGAUUUCCUUUGAAGACUAUAAGACACAAGUGCUAGCUACAAUUGAUGAAGAAGCUGAUUCUUCUGAGGUUGAGAAAGCAGAUAAAGAAGCUAAAAUUGAGUCAACACUUAAACAUAAAGAAGGACUUGAUAAAGAAAACAGUAUUGACUCACGGUUGAGAAAGAAGUAA
Messenger RNA from Lineus longissimus, 3126 nucleotides. RefSeq lists its product as uncharacterized. The transcript is spliced from 6 exons. NCBI's taxonomy places the organism in Eukaryota, Metazoa, Nemertea, Pilidiophora, Heteronemertea, Lineidae. The record is from RefSeq and is a predicted model, not a curated record. Gene Ontology annotation, molecular function: nucleic acid binding. The coding region runs from base 1 to 3126 and encodes 1041 amino acids.